This is a messenger RNA of Cucurbita moschata (crookneck pumpkin), 1124 nucleotides long. Its product is annotated as membrane protein of ER body-like protein. The transcript is spliced from 3 exons. NCBI's taxonomy places the organism in Eukaryota, Viridiplantae, Streptophyta, Magnoliopsida, Cucurbitales, Cucurbitaceae. The record is from RefSeq and is a predicted model, not a curated record. Bases 1 to 1050 code for a protein of 349 amino acids.
AUGGAAGCCGUUAUAGAUCGGCUGGUGGCGGCGGAAACGGAGAAUCAACCGACGCCGGCUGCUGGAGAAAGUAAGUCACGUGCGAUGAAGCUGAGCCGAACUUCGUCUUCUGAUAGCGAUGAAGUUUAUUCCGACUCCGACACCGACACCGAUGUUGAAAAUCAAAGGCUGUACGAGUUACCCAAUUCUCACGACUUCUACUGCGCCAACUGCGAAUCAAGCAUAACUAAAGUGAUUAUUCUCCGCAACCCUCCGUCGCGGUCGUUGAUCUCGGCUGCCAGAGAAUCAACCGAGCCACCGCCUAGUUGUUCACCAGACCUGAUGUCGACGCUGCAGCCUCGGUAUGAUACAGAUUCAGAAAGCUGUUGCAUUUCCGUUGAAUGCAGAGGCAAUGUGUAUAUGACCUUUGUAUCAAAUCGCCCCGAGCCUAGGCGUUGUUUCGAGAUAGUGAAGAGCAUUGUGUACGGAGGAUUAACCGAAGCAAUCACGAGCCUAGGCAUCGUUACCUCCGCAGCAAGUGCCAAUAUUCCAAUAGAGAUUAUCGGGGCUUUAGCAUUGGCAAACAUGAUUAUCGGUCUUAUUGUCCUCACAAAAAAUAAAGUAUUUACCGGUGCUAUGGGAAAUGUAAUUUUACAGUUCUCUACGCUAAAGUCGAAUCAACCCAUGAAAUACCCAUACCGAAGAAAACGACCACAAGUCGAUCCAUACGAGGAAGCCUUUGGCGACAGGCAGAAUUAUCUUCUUCACUACUCUGCCAUCAUUCUAUCAUUCUUACUCAUCGGGCUUCUGCCUCCUCUGGUUUACAGCUUCUCCUUCCGCCACACCGACGACAACAAUCUCAAACUCGCCGUUGUGGGUGCCAUCUCGCUUCUAUGUAUUGCGCUACUCGCCAUCGCGAAAGCUUAUGUUCGGAAGCCGUUGCAUAAGUAUGUCAUAACCCUAGUAUGUUACAUUGUUCUAGGGUUAGGGGUCUUUGGCCUGUCUUAUUUAGGAGGCAAGGUGCUUGGUAAGCUUCUUGAGCCACUUGGCUCGCACUUUGUUGCUCUCUAAUAUGAACUUUGUAAAACCCACGUGGGGAUUCAUAUGAACAAUGCUUGGUUUCUUUAUUUUCUUGCAAAUGGUUU